AUGAACGGGCUGGAUGAUUAUGAUGAUGGUGAAGAAAGGUCGUUCUUCGUUAGAGCUCUUUACGAUUUCAAUUCGACAGAGAGUAGUUCUCUUUCAUUCAAAAAGGGAACUCUAAUAGAAGUUUUGACACAAUUGGAAUCAGGUUGGUGGGAUGGAUUAUUGGGAAAUGAUACCCGCGGUUGGUUUCCAUCAAAUUAUGUC
Meira miltonrushii is the source of this 201-nucleotide messenger RNA. RefSeq lists its product as uncharacterized. The transcript has a single exon. The record is from RefSeq and is a predicted model, not a curated record. Gene Ontology annotation, molecular function: protein binding. Lineage: Eukaryota; Fungi; Basidiomycota; Exobasidiomycetes; Exobasidiales; Brachybasidiaceae. The annotation marks the transcript as partial.